AUGCCCUUACUAGACAACUUUCAAAUUGUCGAUAAGGAUUAUAAAGAGUUUAUUGAUUUGAAAAUACCAGAUUCUGAUUUAUCAACCAUCAAAGAAGUGGGCAAUCAUAAAAUCAUAAUAGAUGAUUUAGCUCAAACCAUUUAUGAAACAUACCCAAAACCUGAAGGUACCGAUUUCAAAAUAAAUAAAGAAUCUGAUUUCCAUACUGAAAGUGAUAUUUUCUUCAAGGAAUAUAGACCUUUAUCCACUAUAUAUGCCUGGCUAGACAUUUUGAAGGAGACAUAUCCAGAUCUUGUUGAAAUUGAAUGGUUGGGACAAAGUUAUGAAGGUCGUGAUUUGAAAGCGCUUCAUCUAAGUUCACAAACUGGAUUGAACCCAACAAAGAAAACAAUUGUUAUGACUGCAGGUGUUCAUGCAAGAGAAUGGAUUAGUGUUUCAACUGUUCUUUUCACCAUCUAUCAACUUUUAAGCAAAUAUGGAUCUUCAAAAAAAGAGACAAAUUUUUUAAAUCAAUUGGAUUUUUUAAUUAUCCCAGUUUUCAAUCCAGAUGGUUAUGAAUAUACCUGGACAACUGAUCGUUUAUGGAGAAAGAAUCGUCAAGAAACUUACAUUCCAAGAUGUUUCGGUAUCGAUAUCGAUCAUUCAUUUGGUUAUCAUUGGACAAGAUCAGAAGAUUUCCCAUGUGGUGAAUCUUAUAGUGGAGAAGCACAGUUUGAAGCUAUGGAAGCUGAAAAUUUGGAUCAUUAUGUGAAUAUCACAAAACCAGAUCAUAUUAUUUAUGGAUUCUUGGACUUCCAUUCAUAUACUCAGAAAAUCCUUUAUCCGUAUGCUUAUUCUUGUGAUGAAUAUCCAAGAGAUAUUGAAAAUUUAUUAGAAUUAGCUUAUGGUCUAGCAAAAUCUAUUAGAUUGAAAAGUGGAAAACAUUAUGAAGUCUUACCAGCUUGUAAAGACCGUGGUGUUGAUCUAUUACCUGGCCUUGGUGCUGGUUCAUCAUUAGACUACAUGUAUCAUAACAGAGCACAUUGGGCAUUCCAAUUAAAACUAAGAGAUACUGGUUCACAUGGAUUUUUACUACCUUCAAAAUUCAUCAUCCCUGUCGGUAAAGAAAUUUAUAGUGCUGUCAAGUACUUUUGUCAAUUUAUUUUGAACCCAGACCUAUAA
This is a messenger RNA of Hansenula anomala, 1161 nucleotides long. RefSeq names its product putative metallocarboxypeptidase (gene ECM14). Bases 1 to 1161 code for a protein of 386 amino acids. Gene Ontology annotation, biological process: proteolysis. Gene Ontology annotation, molecular function: metallocarboxypeptidase activity; zinc ion binding. The record is from RefSeq and is a predicted model, not a curated record. The transcript has 2 exons. NCBI's taxonomy places the organism in Eukaryota, Fungi, Ascomycota, Saccharomycetes, Phaffomycetales, Wickerhamomycetaceae.